GGAUGCUCCAUGCUGAUGUCACACUGCUUGUCGGACAUAGAUUGAACGUCAACACAAAAAGGUAGUGCAGUUUGUUGGAGAAUGGCGUUUGUGAAAAGCGGAUGGCUGCACAGACAGAGCACCAUCUUGCGUCGCUGGAAGAAGAACUGGUUUGACCUCUGGUCAGAUGGACGUCUGGUGUUCUACGAUGACCAGCAGCGCGACAUGGAAGAUGAGAUCCACAUGAGGGUGGACUGCAUCAACAUUCGCAAUGCCAACGCCUGUAGAGAUCUCACCCCACCUGAUAGCAAAAGCAAAGAUUCUCUUCUGCAGAUCGUUUGCCGGGACGGUCGUGUCAUUAGCAUCUGCGCAGAUAGUGCAGAUGACGCUUUGGCUUGGUCCAUGGCUCUCCAGGACACCAGAGUGAAUACUGUUGUGGCAGCCCCUCAGUUUGGUUUUGCUGAGGAAGUCAUGGCGUCAGCCCCUCCCCCUUAUUCUGAAUUAAAUCCAACACCACAGGUUUUCUAUCCUGAUGGAUAUGGAGAGUAUUUUCAACAUCCUCCACCCUAUGCAACACAGAUGGUCUACUCAGCAGAUGGACAGCAGUAUGCAGUUGCCUACCCUUAUCAUUAUCAAGGGCCUUACACUUCCGGUGUUAACCGCGUUCUAGUGCAGGAGCGUCGUCGUGAUGAUGCGGGCGAUGUAGCUCUGGGGAUGUUAGCUGGCGCUGCGACGGGAUUGGCUCUCGGCUCUCUAUUUUCUGUAUUUUAAUAUCUCUAUAUUCGGGAAAUAUACCCCACCUCGGGAAACUGUUCACAUGCCAUUUUAACUUUAUCUUUAUGCCUCUGCAAAGUAUUGCGUAUGAAUGUAGCCAGGCUGGAAAUAUUUAUUACUCAAAUUAGUCUUUGUACCAAAGCUUUGUACUUUUUUGAUUAGGCACAGAAAAAAAAAAAAAGUAAAAUCCAUAUAUGGAGAUGUAUUCUUAAAUAUUGGCUAUUUGCCUAAAUGUAUGGUGAUAAUCAUUAAUGUUUAAAGAUCACCCAUUUUUGCCAGCUCUCUUGGUUGAAAAAGAAAGUGUGUCUGUCAUUUCCAGUGAUUCUUUGCCUUCACCUAACCCUUGUUUCAUUGACUUGCUAGUAUGAAUUUAUGCCUUGUGUUAUCAAUACCAUUUUUUUCCCUUUUGUUGAGAAUUUACACUCCCUUUGUGAGAUUAUUUAUUUGUUUGUUUGAAAAUGUUUGCUGUUUAAUUGCUGUGAUUUGUCUUGACUCAUAUUUGUGCAUGAGCAUUUGACAUUUAUUUAUUUAGCUUUAAAGAGUUAAUAUAAAAAUUUUUAAAUAUCUCAAAUGAACUAGCACAAAUUAUUCACAAUGUUUGUGAUUGAAUGCUUCAGGAGAGAUAAGGGAAACUACAGGGAAAAGUCACUAGGCAUUCAGAUGUAGUCAUACUCAUGUAAUUGUUCGUUUACUGUAACAUUUACUCUCAUUUGUGUGAUUGAAUUUGUUCUUUAAUUUGAUGUGUCACAAUGCGUUAAACUCACUUAAAAUGACUAUAAACAGGUUGUGUGUGUAUAUAAGCUAAAAUAGUUGAAAGUAUUUUAAAUGUUUGCAGGAUUUCUGUAUUAGAUUGGAUUUUGAAUCAUGGUUUAGUUUAACUCUGGUUCUUUGCUGUAAACAUUUGUGACUGAGAUUAAUGGACCAGUGAUUACGAAAAAUGAAAUCUUUCAUCAGAGAUCAUUCUUGAUGCUUUAAAUAUCAUACGCUUUCUAAAGCUGUGUUGUGUUUGAACUUUCAAAAUCAAUUAUUAUAAUGUUUGUAACUUGUGUUAAAAUAUACUUAAUAUACUGUGAUUA
Molecule: messenger RNA, 1829 nt
Organism: Xyrauchen texanus (razorback sucker)
Lineage: Eukaryota; Metazoa; Chordata; Actinopteri; Cypriniformes; Catostomidae
Gene: plekhb2
Product: pleckstrin homology domain containing, family B (evectins) member 2
Biological process (GO): regulation of cell differentiation
Cellular component (GO): membrane
Source: RefSeq, a predicted model, not a curated record